This is a messenger RNA of Peromyscus eremicus (cactus mouse), 711 nucleotides long. It is a transcript of the gene Pcbd2, whose product is annotated as pterin-4 alpha-carbinolamine dehydratase 2. Gene Ontology annotation, molecular function: 4-alpha-hydroxytetrahydrobiopterin dehydratase activity. The record is from RefSeq and is a predicted model, not a curated record. Gene Ontology annotation, biological process: tetrahydrobiopterin biosynthetic process. Bases 219 to 554 code for a protein of 111 amino acids. Lineage: Eukaryota; Metazoa; Chordata; Mammalia; Rodentia; Cricetidae. The transcript has 4 exons.
UCUAAAGUCCAGGGAGUGAGAGAGGGUGUCGAGGAUUCCUAGCAGACCAAUGGCUUUGCUUCUUACACUUAACUAAAACUACCUACAUGGGUUCCCCUGGAGGGAAUUCAGAACAAGGGUGCUGCCUGGAGAGGAGGACUAGACAUUAGUCAGAAAACUGAGGGUGAGGGGUGGAAUGAGGGAGCAGCUCAGCUUGAUCCCAUCAGCACAAGCCAAGCAUGGUGUCCAUCACAGAGAAGCACCUGUCUUCAGGUGCACAGUGGCUGACAGCAGAGGAGAGGAACCAACUUAUUCCUGGCUUGAAAGCAGCAGGAUGGUCGGAAUUAAGUGAGAGAGAUGCCAUCUACAAAGAAUUCAUCUUCAAAAAUUUUAAUCAGGCCUUUGGCUUUAUGUCCAGGGUUGCCCUACAAGCAGAGAAGAUGAAUCAUCACCCAGAAUGGUUCAAUGUGUACAACAAGGUCCAGAUAACUCUCACUUCACAUGACUGUGGAGGCUUGACCAAACGAGAUGUGAAGCUGGCCCAGUUCAUUGAAAACGCUGCUGCUUCUCUGUGAUCUCUUUCAAAAUGCACAUGAAGAUCUAACACCUGGCUUGUCUGCAGUGUUUUUGAAGGCCAUUUAUGUGAAUAAAUUAAGUCAUAAAUUAGUUUGUUUUUACAUAUAUACAUUUUUGUAUAGUUGGUGCUUAAAUACAGAACGAUUGGAACCCGAA